This is a messenger RNA of Drosophila montana, 898 nucleotides long. Its product is annotated as mpv17-like protein. Lineage: Eukaryota; Metazoa; Arthropoda; Insecta; Diptera; Drosophilidae. The coding region runs from base 175 to 759 and encodes 194 amino acids. Gene Ontology annotation, biological process: cellular response to reactive oxygen species. The record is from RefSeq and is a predicted model, not a curated record. Gene Ontology annotation, cellular component: mitochondrion; membrane; cytoplasm. The transcript is spliced from 5 exons.
GUCCUUCAUUUAUGCACAUAGUACAAAAACCAGCAUAACAAUAAGUUUUAGUUACGCUUCUAGCUAUCACUCGAAUACAAACAUACAUAUGCAUAUAUGUGCAUUCAUGUAUGUAUGUAUGUGUGUAUGUUUCGUGCUUACAUAUUGGCCGUUUCGUAUUUAGUUAUUGUUUAAAUGGCGUUCAAGCUGGUCCAAAUGCGGCUCAGCAGCUGGCAGCGCCGGCUCGUUGCCCAUUUCCAGCUGCAUCCGAUGGCCAAGGGCGUGCUGACAUAUACGCUAAUGUGGCCCACGGGCAGCCUGAUACAGCAGACGCUCGAGGGACGCAAUUUGAAGACGUACGACUAUGCGCGCGCCCUGCGCUUUAGCCUGUUUGGGGGUCUCUAUGUGGCGCCCACGCUUUACGGCUGGGUGCGUCUGACCAGCGCCAUGUGGCCGCAGACAAACCUGCGCAUCGGCGUGCUCAAGGCGAUAACCGAGCAAAUCAGCUACGGUCCGUUCGCCUGCGUCAGCUUCUUUAUGGGCAUGAGCCUGCUGGAGCUGAAGACAUUUGGCCAGGCCAUUGACGAGGUCAAGCAGAAGGCGAUUCCCACCUAUAAGGUUGGGCUGUGCGUGUGGCCCGUUCUGCAGACGAUCAACUUUUCCGUGGUGCCCGAACACAAUCGCGUCGUCUUUGUCAGCAUUUGCAGCCUGUUGUGGACCAUAUUUCUGGCGUAUAUGAAAACGCGCGAGUUGCAGGAAAAUACCAGACCUGAUGCAUAGAUCAAUUGUCGGUUCAAAUCCAUCCCAUUUUAAUAUUCGAUUGGUUUACAGCAACUCCGAACAAUUUCUGCUAGUUGUAAAUUGUGUAUGUGUUAAUUUAGCAACAAAUUGUAAAUGAAAAGGCAUUUAAUUUACACAA